Olea europaea var. sylvestris is the source of this 832-nucleotide messenger RNA. RefSeq lists its product as uncharacterized. NCBI's taxonomy places the organism in Eukaryota, Viridiplantae, Streptophyta, Magnoliopsida, Lamiales, Oleaceae. Bases 1 to 552 code for a protein of 183 amino acids. The transcript is spliced from 6 exons. The record is from RefSeq and is a predicted model, not a curated record.
AUGGAAUGUUUCCUAAAAACUGAAGACAAUGUCUUAUGGGAUUCAUUCUACUUUAAAUCUUUUCGUCUUGUGCAGAAAAUUGAAAAGACGCGUGCCAAAAAGGAGAAAGUAGUUUCCAAGAAGGAGAAACUAGCUUCCAAGGAGAAGAAACUAGUUUCCAAGGAGAAGAAAUUAAUGGCAAAGGAGGAAAAACUAACUGUCAAGCUGAGAAAACUGUCAAAGCUAAAGGAAUCAAAGGGAAAGAAAGCUCUUCGGGACCCGAUGGCUCGGAAAAGGAAGAAGGUGAACUAUCUGUCAAGAGGAGGAAGAUUUAUUGGAUUUGUGCUGAACGAUCGUCACAAUGCAAAGAAGAAAGUUGAAGAACUAAAAGUAUCAAUGCUUCUGCGUUCCCAUUUACCCGUUAAUGACCGGAAGAGAAAGAGAACUGAACAAAAUCUGAAGGAGAGCGAGGCCAAAGUGAAAGAACUGGAGUUGGAAUAUAGGAAAUUGGCUUUUCCGGAAGAAAAUGCUGAAGUAGGGGAAAAUGCCCAACUGGGUGAGGAUUGUUCUUAAUACCACAAGCUGGUUCGUUUUCUAUUGGAGACAGCAAAGGAUAAAUGUGAAAAGUAGGAGGGAGACUUUAGAUUUACUAUAUUUCAUAUGAUGUCGUUAAAAUUUCUAUGAAACAGUUCAAAAUCAUGGAUUUUCUGUUAGUUGUCUAUAUUGACUAUUAGUAUGCGAAUCCAACUAAAAACCGGAUCCGAGCAUGUUUGCCCAUAUGGAAUACUUGAAUUCUAUCACCAUCACUUGGAGAAAUUAGCAUUUAGUGGCUAUGCUAACACGACUUCAAAAA